AUGUCUAGAAGCAAAAAAUUUUUAAAAUAUAUCAACAGACAUAUAUAUAAUUAUUUGUUAAAUACGAAUACUAAAUUAAGACAUUAUAAAGAUUUUUUAUUAAAAAUAAUCAAAUAUGAUAAAAUAAAAUUAUUUUUUUUAGAAAAUUUUAUUAUUAGUAGUCAUUUUAAUUAUAAACUAAAAUGUAUUACAUUUAAAUUAUAUGUAAAAUUUUUAUCAAAUAUUAAAAUUUUAAAUAAUUUUACUUUUGUAAAUAAUUAUAAAGAAGAAAAAAAUUAUUUUUUUAAAACAUAUAUAAUAUUUGAACAAUUGAUUAAAAUUUAUAACGUAAUAAAUAAAAAUUUUUUAAUUAUAAUUGAUAAGUUACAUAAAAAUUACAUAUACGAUUUACUGGAAAUAAACGAUAAAAAAAUCAACAAAAUUAUAAGAACAAAAUAUAACAAAAACAAACAUACAUAUUUUACUCCUAUUUAUGCUAGUACCCAAAAAAUUAAUAUUAUAUUAAAUAAAUACCAAGACUAUAAUUAUACAUGCGAAAGAUUACAAUGUUAUAAUUGUCGUAAAAACAAUAAAUCUUUAAUAUAUAAUAAAAAUAAUCUUUUUGAAAAAAAUUUAAACUCUGUCGUAUCAGAAAAUCAUAAUCAAAAUAUAAUUACUUUUAUCAAUACUUUCAAUUUCAAUACUAAAUAUUCAAUAUUCGGACAAAACGAAAAUAUUGAUAUAAUAUCUAAAAAGUUAAUUAGAUUAGACAACAAUAAAUACAAUAAACCUAUAGCUAAUUUCUUAUUAUGUGGGCCUAGUGGUACUGGUAAAACAGACAUUUGUAAAAUACUUUCUACAUAUUUAGGAAGUGAAAAACAAAAUUUAAUAAAAUUAGAUAUGAGUGAACUUGCUGAAGAACACUCAGUUUCAAGAUUAUUAGGUUCUCCACCUGGAUAUGUUGGAGGUGGAAAAUCUAAGAAAUCAAAAACUUUAGUUGAUGAAAUAAUAGAUAAACCAAAUUCAGUAGUUUUAUUAGAUGAAAUAGAAAAAGCUUAUAAAAGAUUAUGUUAUAUAUUUUUACAAAUAUUAGAUGAGGGAAUAUUAAUAGAUUCAAGUGGAACUGUAGGAAAUUUUACUAAUUCUUUUGUAGUAUUUACUAGUAAUUUAGGUAUUAGAUCGUCUAAUAAAAAUUCUCUUUCUGAACAUGAAUAUAAACAAGAUGUAAUAAAUAGUAUUACUGAUUACUUUCCACCUGAAUUUAUAAACAGGUUAGAUAACAUAUUAAUUUUUAAUUAUUUAGAUAUUAACUCUUUAUAUAAUAUAUCGCAUAAAUUUGUUAAAAGUUGUUACAAUAAUGUAAUAACAAAAAAAAGAUUUAAUUAUAUUGUAUCAUUAUUAUCCUCAUCUUCAUUUGGCGGAUCUAGAUUAUUAUUAAACAAUUUUGACAAAAUGUUAUCAAAUUCAAAAGGACAAGAAAAACUGUUCGUGGACUAUAAAAAUCAAUUAUUAAAAUGCGUGAUCUUAUAA
Molecule: messenger RNA, 1509 nt
Organism: Theileria parva strain Muguga
Lineage: Eukaryota; Apicomplexa; Aconoidasida; Piroplasmida; Theileriidae
Gene: clpC
Product: molecular chaperone
Exons: 1
Coding region: 1-1509 (502 amino acids)
Source: RefSeq, a predicted model, not a curated record